AUGUCGGAAGUUUGGCUUUAUCUGAAGAAAUCACUUCAGUGCAAACCUCAUUCUUCAGAAGUUUAUGAUCCCAAGCCAAGAUCCCAAGCAAGCAAUGCCAUGCUUAUGAUUAGCCCUAUUAGUCAUGAAAUUGUUCUUGAUAGGACAAGUGGAGAGAUUAAGAUUUGUCCAUGUUUUCCUUAUUCUCAUGGAAAUAUAGAUGGUUCUCUUAGAUCUAUGAAGCAAACUUUGUGUGUUGAUUGUGAUGAAUGCCAUAUCUUCUCAAAGCCAAAGGUGCGGAAAGAUUUUGCCAGCGAUCUUCCAACAUUAAAUAGUCAUCAUGAAUGUGCAAAGAAACAUCAAAAAUCUCUUGACACAAUUGAGGAACACGAUAUCCCUGAGCAUUCUGUCACCCCACUUCAUAGAGAUGACUCAUCUUGGAAAAUUAUCGAAAAAAUAUGCAAAACAAUCUAUUUCAAUUCUGAAAGAAAGGCAGCAGAGCUUGAAUGUGUCUUGAAAGUCCAUAGCACACAAAAGACAUUUGCUUUGUUUGAGAAAUGUAGAGAAAUGGUGAAGAUUAAUGCUGAAGAGAUGCAAAAUGGGCACCCCAGAUGCCUGGUUGAUGGAAAUGAGCUAAUGAGGUUUCAUGGCACAACUAUUGCAUGCUCUCUUGGAAUAAAUGACUCUUCCAGCCUGUGCACUUUAGACCAAUGUGGUGUGUGUCAAAUUAUGAGGUAUGGUUUCUCUGCCAAACAAGAAUUCAAUGGUUUUGUUGGGGUAAUCACCAAUUCUACAUGUGAAAACGCCAUUGAUUCAAUUGGCUCAUCUAGUGUACCAAUCAAUAGAAAAUGUGUUAUAGUGUGUCGAGUAAUAGCUGGGAGAAUCAACAACCCCAUGCAAGAGAUCCAAGAAAUUGAUGAUUCGGGGUAUCAUUCGUUGGUGAAAAAGAUAAAUGGCCAAUCAGAUAUUGAAGAGCUCAGUGUUUUGAAUCCCAAAGCUGUCCUCCCUUGCUUUGUGGUAAUCUACAGAUUUUGA
This is a messenger RNA of Lotus japonicus, 1014 nucleotides long. RefSeq lists its product as uncharacterized. The record is from RefSeq and is a predicted model, not a curated record. Lineage: Eukaryota; Viridiplantae; Streptophyta; Magnoliopsida; Fabales; Fabaceae. Bases 1 to 1014 code for a protein of 337 amino acids. The transcript is spliced from 2 exons.